Molecule: messenger RNA, 999 nt
Organism: Colletotrichum lupini
Lineage: Eukaryota; Fungi; Ascomycota; Sordariomycetes; Glomerellales; Glomerellaceae
Exons: 4
Coding region: 1-999 (332 amino acids)
Source: RefSeq, a predicted model, not a curated record
AUGCCACAAUGGAAGGAGCAAGUGGUAAACUGCGUUCCUUCCGCGGCUCCAUCAAACAAGCCUCCUCUGAUCUCCAGUCUUCUCAAUGCCAUUCAACUUGGCAGACGCACACUGGAACCCUUCUCCAUCAACAUCACGAUCUUUGCGUUGACAUCGAACCUCUUUCAUCUGCCUGGCUGCCCUCCUUUACCCUUCUACGGAACUACGGAUACGACACGACUGCAAUACAUCAGCAACCCAUCAGAAACCCACUUCUAUCCACACAGAGCCAUAAAACACAUUCACCACGGCAUCACAGAGAUAGCAGCUUCUAUUAUCGGCCUCUCAAACGCACGCCGACCGACCGACCAUCCGACACCGCAUUCGCCUCUUCCCCACACGCACCGCCAUCCCACCAUCAUUUGCCUGUCCUGGCUGAGCAAGCAGAUCCACGCCAUCCGCUCAACAACCAGCAACCGCCGACCAGCCAGCAGCCCGCCCCCGGCACCAAAGCACCUCGACACUACCAAGCACACACACACGCAAGCACACACCACCGUUUUACCCAAACCACUACGGAUACAGAACAGUGAGAACAACCAGCCAUCCCCCUCUAGCCCGUUUACUCUGCCAAUCUGGCCCUCCCUGACUCUCUGCCCCUGCUACCUGGCCCGUCCUAGGAGCUUCAACCCGCUUUGCUGCUUGUGCAGGAAGCGCCGCUUAGAGGGGACGCUUCCCUCGUCGAUCCCCCAGCACAAACGCACAAACGAAGCACAAAGACGGAAUAAGUCUCUCUUUCUGACUCUCGCCAGGCCAGCAAACCCCUUGAUCGACACCUUUCCACGGCGCACUACAGAGUGUCACCCCAAAUCAGUCCAUCGGCCACCUCGAUAUAUAACCACCCUGUUCCACACAUCCGCACCUGUCGAACGAUUCCCCGUUCGAUCCCUCUUUCGAUUCUUUCUAGAUCUCACCCCACGCAAGACGCACCUCCGAAACACAACUUGGACUACCCUCUGA